Eimeria mitis is the source of this 834-nucleotide messenger RNA. RefSeq lists its product as uncharacterized. The record is from RefSeq and is a predicted model, not a curated record. NCBI's taxonomy places the organism in Eukaryota, Apicomplexa, Conoidasida, Eucoccidiorida, Eimeriidae. The transcript has a single exon. Bases 1 to 834 code for a protein of 277 amino acids.
AUGUUGUGGGACCACUUCAUUGUGGCUUUAAGUACUUUCCUCAUUCUCCUGCUUGUGAAGGAGGGGAGAGCAGAUGUGGGAGUCAUCUCCCCUGAAGGAAACUUCGUGAAUACUUCCAGCGUUGUGCACCGGCAGUCAUGGAUCCUUACCGGGGAGGGCUGCCGAGUUGGCAAGGCUGGGAAUCUAGUUGUGACACCGACUGGUGGGUCAACCGUCGAUGGGGGAGAAGUAUUGGAAACUCAGACCACAGGGCGGCUGCUGUGCUCUUGGCUCACGAUGAUGGAAAAGGCUCACUACGAAAUGUUGUCCGCAUGGGAAGAAGAACACAAACGCAGGAAGGCUGAUGUGCCAUUCUGGAAUAUAUUUAGGAGGCUAGCCCUGUGGAGUCGGAGCUUUCCCGAGCUGGAAAUUGAGGCGGAAAUUCGUUACCUUGCCUUGUGGAACAAGGAUAGGUUCGGCCACCCAAUGCCGUGGGCCACCGCAAUAUUUAAGUACAAAUGCCCAGAAGCACACGUAAGCUAUGGGCUGUUGGAUCAUCUUUGCGGCUCGGUGUUCUCUGAAGACAGAGAUCCCCGCGUAGGCUCGGAAGUGUAUCUUCUUCUUCAGCCGCGUUCUGGGUAUAAUAAGCCUCUAGAUGUUAGUGCAAGCAAUUGGCAAUACGUGGCAGGCGCUCUGUCAGGCCUUCGUGGCGGGAGAACAAAAGCUCAGCAGGAUCGUGAUGAACGCGGGAUUUGGCCCGUCUCUUUUUACAGCAGAAUGAAGUCCGUCAUGACGAUCUCCGGGAAGAUUGACGACUGCUGGAUGAACGAUAACAGCUGUUACUUCAAGUGGUAA